AUGGCUACAACCUGUGAAACCUGUCUGCACGACUUUGGUCGCUCCGACAAUCUGCAGCGCCACCUGCUUAAGCGUUACCGAGGUCUCCCAAGCUUGCCUCGCGAGCUCUGCCAGAGGUGCUGGCAGUGGAUAAAGGGCAACCCCCACCACCUUGGCACCAGGCAUCCAAACGGUGCCGAACGCCCACGGAGCUCGUCGAGCAUCUCGACCGCGUGGCGCAUGCACGGCGAGAGCGGGACGCCGCAUGGCGCCGCCGCCGGCGUAAUCAAGGUUCGCGCCGUGUGGAUCACGUCUCAACUGAUGUGCAAGCGGACGAAUCUGCGCAUCUCGACCAGCUGCUGCUAG
Phytophthora sojae is the source of this 345-nucleotide messenger RNA. RefSeq lists its product as hypothetical. The record is from RefSeq and is a predicted model, not a curated record. Bases 1 to 345 code for a protein of 114 amino acids. Lineage: Eukaryota; Oomycota; Peronosporomycetes; Peronosporales; Peronosporaceae. The transcript has a single exon.